Gastrolobium bilobum is the source of this 2650-nucleotide messenger RNA. Its product is annotated as probably inactive leucine-rich repeat receptor-like protein kinase At5g06940. Gene Ontology annotation, biological process: protein phosphorylation. The coding region runs from base 2 to 2650 and encodes 882 amino acids. The transcript has 2 exons. NCBI's taxonomy places the organism in Eukaryota, Viridiplantae, Streptophyta, Magnoliopsida, Fabales, Fabaceae. The record is from RefSeq and is a predicted model, not a curated record. Gene Ontology annotation, molecular function: protein kinase activity; receptor serine/threonine kinase binding; ATP binding.
AAUGGCUAAUUUCUGUAUAUACCUAUUCCUACUCUCUGUGACCUUUGCAAUCUUCAACCUUAGUUCUUGUUCAUCAGAGAGGGAUAUCCUUCUCUCCUUCAAGGCCUCCAUUGAAGACUCUAAGAAGGCCUUAUCUAGCUGGUCAAAUACUUCAGCAAUCCACUACUGUAACUGGACUGGAAUCACUUGCUCCACCACUCCUUCACUCUCAGUAACUUCUAUUAAUCUCCAGAGCUUAAACCUUUCUGGGGAUAUCUCAUCUUCUAUAUGUGACCUUCCUAAUCUGUUUUAUCUCAACCUUGCUGAUAAUAUCUUCAACCAGCCCAUCCCUCUUCAUCUUUCUCAGUGUAGUUCUUUGGAAACUUUGAAUCUCAGUACCAAUCUUAUAUGGGGCACUAUCCCAUCUCAGAUUUCUAAGUUUGCUUCCUUGAAAGUGCUUGAUUUCAGCCGAAACCAUGUAGAAGGAAACAUCCCAGAAAGCUUAGGCUCCUUGAAGAACCUCCAAGUUCUUAACAUGGGAAACAACUUGCUUUCAGGUAGUGUACCUGCUGUCUUUGGCAAUUUCACUAAGCUUGAAGUCCUUGAUUUGUCUCAGAAUCCUUACUUGGUGAGUGAGAUUCCAGGGGAUAUUGGUGAACUUGGAAAUCUUAAGCAACUUUUGUUGCAUAGUUCUUCUUUUCAAGGUGAAAUUCCAGCUUCUUUGGUAGGCCUGCAUAGUUUGACUCAUUUAGAUCUCUCAGAGAACAAUCUAACAGGUGGGAUUUCUAUGGCUCUGGUAUCUUCUCUCAGGAACCUGGUUUCUUUUGAUGUUUCCCAAAACAAGCUUUUGGGGCCAUUUCCAACUGACAUAUGUAAAGGACAAGGCCUUAUAAUUCUCAGCCUUCAUACAAAUGCCUUCACUGGUUCAAUACCCAACUCCAUUGGUGAUUGUAAGAGUCUUGAGAGAUUCCAAGUUCAGGACAAUGGUUUCUCUGGAGAUUUCCCCAUUGCAUUAUGGUCAUUACCCAAAAUUCAGCUCAUUAGAGCUGAAAACAACAGAUUCUCAGGAAAAAUACCUGAGUCAAUAUCAAAAGCUGUGCAGUUGGAGCAAGUUCAGCUUGACAAUAACAGCUUUGGUGGUAAAAUUCCUCAAGGUCUUGGCCUUAUCAAGAGCUUGUACAGAUUUUCUGCUUCUCUCAAUCGUUUCUAUGGUGAACUUGCUCCAAAUUUUUGUGACUCCCCAGUUAUGAGCAUAGUAAACCUCUCUCACAAUUCCCUUUCUGGUCCAAUCCCAGAGCUGAAAAAAUGCCGGAAACUAGUUUCUUUGUCUCUGGCUGACAACAGUCUAACAGGUGAAAUACCCUCUUCUCUUGCUCAGCUACCAGUGCUUACUUACCUUGAUCUUUCAGAUAACAAUCUCACUGGUUCAAUCCCACAAGGGCUUCAAAACUUGAAGCUUGCUCUUUUAAAUGUGUCCUUCAAUAAGCUAUCAGGUAAAGUACCAUACUCCUUGAUUUCUGGUUUACCUGCCUCAUUUUUGGAAGGUAACCCUGAUCUUUGUGGCCCUGGAUUGCCCAACUCCUGUUCUGAUGACAUGCCAAGACACUACACUGGUGGUCUUACAACCUUAACAUGUGUCCUAAUCUCUUUAGCCUUUCUUGCUGGAACUGUCAUUGUUGCUGGUGGGUUUAUAUUGUAUAGGAGAUCUUGCAAGGGGAGUCAAGUAGGGGUCUGGCGUUCAGUGUUCUUCUAUCCUCUCAGAAUUACUGAGCAUGAUCUGCUUAUGGGGAUGAAUGAGAAAAGCUCAAUGGGAAAUGGUGGAGUUUUUGGUAAAGUUUAUGUUGUGAGUUUACCUAGUGGUGAACUGGUAGCUGUGAAGAAGCUGGUUAAUUUUGGAAACCAGUCCUCAAAAACUCUGAAAGCUGAGGUCAAGACUUUGGCAAAAAUUAGGCAUAAGAAUGUUGUUAAAAUUCUGGGGUUCUGCCAUUCUGAUGAGUCAAUUUUUCUCAUUUAUGAAUACUUGCAUGAAGGAAGCCUAGGGGAUUUGAUUUCCCGUCAGAAUUUUCAGUUGCAGUGGGGAGUUAGAUUAAGGAUUGCCAUUGGAGUUGCUCAAGGAUUGGCAUAUCUUCACAAGGAUUAUGUCCCACACUUGCUUCACAGAAAUGUCAAGUCAAAGAACAUUCUUUUGGAUGCAAACUUUGUUCCAAAACUAACAGAUUUUGCUCUUGAUCGAGUUGUUGGAGAAGCUGCAUUUCAAUCAACUUUGGAUUCUGAAGCAGCUUCUUCCUGUUACAUUGCACCAGAAUAUGGUUACAGUAAGAAAGCAAGUGAACAAUUGGACGUGUAUAGCUUUGGUGUUGUAUUGCUAGAGCUAGUGUGUGGCAGGCAAGCAGAGCAAGCAGAAUCAAGUGACUCCAUUGACAUUGUGAAAUGGGUUAGAAGGAAAGUGAACAUCACUAAUGGGGUACAUCAAGUUCUUGACCCAAGAAUAUCACAUACUUGCCAUCAAGAAAUGAUUGGAGCUUUAGAUAUUGCCCUUAGUUGCACUUCUGUGGUGCCUGAGAAAAGGCCAUCAAUGGUAGAAGUUGUUAGAGUUCUUCAGUCCCUUGAGUCAAGGACUUGUAUUGCAAAUUUGCAGGGUCCAAUUGAGGAACCCUCCCUUCCAGUCUGA